UUGGACAAGGAAGCUAUUGAAAUUUGUAUGUCUUUGUUUUAAGAAGCUCAGUUCAUAUUUGGUACACGUAUAUUCUGUUGAUAAUGUCGCGCUAUUCGCAUUCCCAGAGGAUGAAUCUGGGGUCUAUUUUUGAUUUUAGAGAUCUUGAUAAAAAUGUUCAAGUCCACCUUAAGAACGUUUACAGUACACUCUCAGUCGGUCUGAUAAUAUCAUGUGUUGGAGCAUAUUUAUUCCAAAUAAACUCUUUUCUUCAGUCUAUGGUAACCUCUCUAAUGGUCUUGUCAUUCAUUCUAUCCCUUGGAAGUUCAUUGUUUAUCUAUUUCACACAACAUUCAAGAGAAACUCUUCAUUCUAGACUUGGUGCUUUCUUCUUGUUCUGUUUUUCUACAGGUAUUGGUUUCGGUCCACUUCUACAAGUUUUGUCGGUUGUCAGUCCUGAUACUAUUCCAACUGCCCUUUUGGGAACCGCGUUGAUUUUCGUUUCAUUCACUUUAGCAGCAUUAUAUUCAAAGAAACGAUAUUACAUUUAUCUUGGUGCAUAA
This is a messenger RNA of Schistosoma turkestanicum, 542 nucleotides long. NCBI's taxonomy places the organism in Eukaryota, Metazoa, Platyhelminthes, Trematoda, Strigeidida, Schistosomatidae. The record is from the annotation of a GenBank genome assembly.